Messenger RNA from Dunckerocampus dactyliophorus (ringed pipefish), 2317 nucleotides. RefSeq names its product COPI coat complex subunit zeta 2 (gene copz2). The transcript has 10 exons. Gene Ontology annotation, biological process: intra-Golgi vesicle-mediated transport; retrograde vesicle-mediated transport, Golgi to endoplasmic reticulum; intracellular protein transport. Gene Ontology annotation, cellular component: COPI vesicle coat. The record is from RefSeq and is a predicted model, not a curated record. Lineage: Eukaryota; Metazoa; Chordata; Actinopteri; Syngnathiformes; Syngnathidae. The coding region runs from base 773 to 1234 and encodes 153 amino acids.
CGAGCACAGAAUACACACAAUUUGUGGCCGAAUGCGUGUCAUUUGGAGUGUGAAAUGCUCUGGCGAUGUGUUAGGUUAUAUGAUAUGUAGUGACAUAUGGUGGAGUGGCUAGUUCGGUGCUCACAGGGAAACGAUCAGCACGUAUCUUUCUUGGUUGUUCAGUGAGAAUGACACGUCUGGUGUUUGAUGUGAUUUGCACGUAUAGAUUUAUGUACAUAUAUAAUCAGCAUACAAGUGUGAAAUUCGUCAGGAGGCGACGUGAAUUCGCGACCAACUUACUGUGUUUCUAUUUAGUCCAUUGCAGUAGCCGUAAUCCAUAACGCAACAGGGCGUAAACCCAAGAUGGCAAUAGACAAAUGUUAAAUAGAGAAAGGAGUACAUGCUGAAUAUAGUGCAUGACAGUAUGUGUUGAUGACUGCAGGCCUGCGUGUGUUUGGUUGACGUGUAGAAGUGGAAGUGCCACGUCCACCCCUCUCUCUCUCUCUGUCUCUCUCUCUCUCUCUCUCUCUCUCUCUCUCUCUCUCUCUCUCUCUCUCUGUCUCUCUCUCUCUCUGUGUCUCUCUCUCGCGCGCGCGCUCUCUCUUCGCAUCAUGAGCGCAACAUUACUAGCAGCAAUCAAUAAAUACACGUAUUUGAACGAUAUUUCAAAAUCAAGCCAUAAAAUGGAUGAAACAAGGAAGCUUCGCUCUACACGGUCAAAGCUGUUUUCAUUCUAGACAAUGACGGCAACAGGCUUCUGUCAAAGUACUAUGACCCAGAGUUUUACCCCUCCAUGAAGGACCAGAGGAACUUUGAGAAGAACAUUUUUAACAAGACUCACAAAGCAGAGACUUUAGAUGAAAUCGCUUUCCUGGAGGGAAUGACCAUCAUCUACAAGAGCAGCAUCGACCUUUUCAUCUACGUGGUCGGCAGCGCUCAGGAGAACGAGCUGAUGCUGAUGUCUGUACUCAACUGCCUGUUUGACUCCCUCAGUCACAUCCUCAGAAAAAAUGUGGAGCGAAGGAGUUUACUCGACAACAUGGAAGGAGCGUUUCUCGUUGUUGAUGAAAUCAUUGAUGGAGGGGUGAUUCUGGAGAGCGAUGCCCAGCAGGUCAUCCAAAAGGUCAACUACAAGGUGGAUGACAAUUCACUGUCUGAACAAAGCGUAGCCCAGCACAUAAGCAACAAACUGGCUCUGACUUCCGUUGUUUUGCAGUCGGCCAAGGAGCAGAUCAAAUGGUCCAUACUGAAAUAAAAGAACCUUCCUUAGCCUUUGUGUAGCAGCUUAGGAACACCAAAGGGAAAAGCUUCAUGUUCUUUCUCUGUUUGUUUGUGUCUCACUGUGCAGCACAGUAAGUACAUGUUGACGGUAUUAAGAAGUACAAUAGUCCCUCGUUUGUGGCGGUUAAUCGGUUCCAGACCCGAUCGUGAGAAGUGAAUUUGCGCCAAGUAGGAUUGCUUAUUUAUAAAAGGAAUAUUUUGGUAGUUUUUUAACAUGAUUAGAGCCCUCUAGAGAUGAAAUAACACCCCUAUAGUCACCUUUACACUCCUAUUACCCAAUAUAGUAGAGCUAAAGUAAAGAAAUAAAAUAAUAAAUAAAUACUAGAAACUUGAACACAUAAUAUACACUCACACAUUAGCAUUGGAGAGUUCCUUGGUGGUGGUCCUUUUUUUUUUUACUUCCGGUUUUGGCUUUUGACUCAUCAAUGUAACAUUACUGACACCUACAGACCAGUGUACAAUACUACAUAUCAUCUUUGAAUCCAUCUUCUGAAUGCUUUACAUUUGUAUUUUACUUCAUUUACACACUUUUAUACCACAUUUAGGCAAAAAAUACGUAUAAUGUGCUUAAAUAGACUUUUUUUUUACAACUAAUAGGCCAUAUUGAACCACGAAACGGUGAUGAUUUUUUUUUUUUUUUUACCAUGAUAGAGUGGAGCGCAAUGUGUUGAGGGAUUACUGUACUUUGCAUAGAAAUAGAUGUACAAGACUGUGACGCAGGGAUGUGUGCUGUGGUGUUGCUAGUUGUGAUGUGUUUAAUGUACUUCUUUUUGAAGGGCUUUAAGUUUAUUUAUGCAAACUGUGUCUUUUGUCUUUACAAGUUAUGUUCUGGAAAAAGUGCAGUGUUUAUUAAGUUUCAAGCCGCUAAACAUGCUGACAAAGAAUGUUACAGUUAAAAAUUUAACUAAAAAGAAAUGUAUUUUAUAAUCAUUAUUGACAAAAUGUACAAAAUAUUCUGAGGUUCAUAUAUACAGUAAAUAUAUUUUACAUUACAAAACACCAGACAUUUGGGGAACUAAGAAUAAAGUAUUUUCUCACCCUCAAAUAUUUAUUUGCU